AUGGCCAAGCUAGCAACAAUUGCUACUGUCGUUCAGCUGGCCGACUUGGCCCUGCGCAUGAGCGGCGAAGUCUGCAAGUUUCUCGAUGCUUACAAGGGUACGGACCGCGAUGUGAAAUUGCUAUGGGAUGCAUUGUUACGUGAUGUCGAAGCCAAUGUGCGCAACUUGUGUGAAUACGUCGUACGGUUUCGUAAAUUCCACGACGCGUUUAAGGAGUUUGAGAAUCUCUCUGAGACCAUCAUCGGGGCAUUGGAAGACUACGAUGUUGAUAUCCUCGCUGUGAAAAAGCUUCUACCUCCAAAGCUGCUAGAAUAUAUC
Messenger RNA from Bipolaris sorokiniana ND90Pr, 318 nucleotides. RefSeq lists its product as uncharacterized. The transcript is spliced from 2 exons. The annotation marks the transcript as partial. The record is from RefSeq and is a predicted model, not a curated record. NCBI's taxonomy places the organism in Eukaryota, Fungi, Ascomycota, Dothideomycetes, Pleosporales, Pleosporaceae.